CAGAAAACGGACUAUUAGGUGUGAAUGCACCCUAAAACACCUAAUAGUUUAGAACUGUGUAAGCGGUGUAUGCUUCAGGCACAUAAUCAAUCACAAAAGGAUGACCUCAAACCCUCCCUCAGUUGUCCACAGACCCACAUAUGUGCAGAGACAGGUUUUCCUGGACCAACAGCUGCUCAGAGAGCCAGAGCUGGAGAGAGAAAGGGAUGGAUGUACAGAGGGAGAACCUGUCCACCAUCAGGUGUACCCUUACCCAGAGCCAGUUAGUGUUGAGGAAGAACCUGAGGCGGAGACAGACACAGACGGGGAAAUGGUGGAGCAGCUGGACGACCUUCGGCUGUCAGAAAGAGAAACGGAUCAUCAGAUCAGCACCAUGGCUGUCAACCUCAAAGUGAGCUGGGAGCUGCUGCAGCAGGCCAGCAGGAGCCUGGACACAGUGGAGCAACACAUAGAGGAGGACCCACUGGACCAACUGCUCAGAGAUGCUCCAUCUGAUAUCCAAACAGACUCCUCCUCCAACUAUUCAGGAGUCAGUUCGGCUGUUGGACCACCUUCAAAGAAGUACAGUGUGAUACCUCAGGGAGGAGAGGAUUGGGGGAAGAGCCUGGAGGCCCAGCUCCUGAGCAGAGAGUGGGAACUGCUGAGCCAGGAAGACCUGUCUUUAUGGCUCAGUAACUACCCCCUUAAAGAGCAUCAGGAAGAGGAGGGUGGGUCCUCAGACCACUACAUGACAGUGGCUGCUGAUCUCAGCACAGAGGAGCAGAGCCACUACAUGUCAGCUGUGGACGGCAGCCUUCCCUAUAUCAUUUCUGGGAACAAGCAGCAGACAUCCAGUUCAGAAGAAGAUGCAGAUGUUACUGUGGAAGUGUGCAAGCCUGCACCUAGGGAGAGUCGCCUGCAGGAUACUCACAACACUCACGAUGAAAACAACUUUGAGAAAAUAGACACUGAUCCAGAUGUCAGUGGAACACUGGCUCAAUGUACACCCAAAACUAACAUUCUCCCAUCAGCACCGCUCCAACACAUGCCUCGGAUGAUCCAUGCUAACAAGGCUCAGUUAGACAUGGCUCUGCUAGCUGAACUCUCCAGCAUCAAAGCCUCUCCAGCUCCGGCUCAGGAGAAGCUCUGCAGUAUCUCUGUCAGCGGACGCGGCCCCCCCUGUAACAGUACCCCACGUAGCCCAGACGUACGCCGACGUGUGAUGACAGGUUUCAUUGAGGCCAAUCUCCAAGACUCCCCUGUGUGCGACCCCCCCACCCCUGUGUAUCAGCAGUCUGAGAGCUUCACCACACCAAGAGACACCUCAGUAGACUCUGACAGCAGUCUCCAGGGCUUCUUCACCACAUGCCAGGAGGAAGAGGUGUCAGAGACUGCCUCUACUGUGGAAGGAGAGGGAAUGGUAGAACAGGAGGAAGGAGAGGGAGAAGAAGCUUCUGAUCAGACGGAGGAGAGUCAGGAGGAAGUGGGUCCAACAGGUGUACCAGUGGAGGAAGAGGAGGAGGAGGGCAGGGCGGAGGAGGAGGAAAUGGAGGAAGGAUUACAGAUGGUCAAGGAGUGCACUGAAGGAGAAGAAAACAUGGAAGCGGAGGAAGGAAAAAGUAAUGAUGAAGAAGGUAGUGAGGAGGAAGAGCAUGACUGUUGUGACCCACAGAGAGCUGUGGGGUCAGAAGUGAUGGAGGAGGAUGAAGAAGAAGACAUUGAUGACAGGAAGGAAAUUGCAGGCAAUGUUGAAGAAGGAGGAGACAACGUGUUGAUGAAGAUCCGUGAGCUCGCUGCUGACCCAGUGGCUGCCCCCCAUCAGAUAGAGCUCAGGGUGUCUCCAGGCUCACAGAGUCCCAGCGUCUUUGAUGACACCAACAGAGCCCAUUCAACACUAGAUGACGUGCUGCAGGGCUAUUUAGAGGAGGGCACCACAAAGAGCCCAGUUGCAAGUAAAAGUGUCACCAAAUUGUGA
This is a messenger RNA of Notothenia coriiceps (black rockcod), 1954 nucleotides long. RefSeq lists its product as uncharacterized. The record is from RefSeq and is a predicted model, not a curated record. Lineage: Eukaryota; Metazoa; Chordata; Actinopteri; Perciformes; Nototheniidae. The coding region runs from base 101 to 1954 and encodes 617 amino acids. The transcript has 10 exons.